Molecule: messenger RNA, 1218 nt
Organism: Tuber melanosporum (Perigord truffle)
Lineage: Eukaryota; Fungi; Ascomycota; Pezizomycetes; Pezizales; Tuberaceae
Exons: 7
Coding region: 98-1159 (353 amino acids)
Biological process (GO): protein folding
Cellular component (GO): endoplasmic reticulum
Molecular function (GO): protein disulfide isomerase activity
Source: RefSeq, a predicted model, not a curated record
AUGCAACCCUUCCCCAACCCAAGAUUACCUUUCCUUUCCUCAACAACACCUUCUACCUAUCAUACCGCUAUAUCAAAACCAGCUAUCAUUACUGAAAAUGAAGGAUUUCUGCUCUCUAUUCACGCUCGCUUCACUCCUGCUGGUCGCUACAGCUAGUAAUGUCAUCGAUUUAACUCCCGAUAACUUCGACAAAGAGAUUCUGCAGAAUGGAAGGCCGGCAUUGGUCGAGUUUUUUGCUCCGUGGUGCGGACACUGCAAGAGUCUUGCCCCCGUCUAUGAGGAGCUUGCGGAUUCGCUUGCUAGUCAGAAGGACAAAGUUGCGAUUGCUAAGGUCGAUGCCGAUAAUCACAAGGCACUCGGAAAACGGUUUGGUGUCUCCGGCUUCCCAACGUUGAAAUGGUUUGACGGGAAGUCUGCCGAUCCUAUUCCAUAUGAAUCCGGUCGGGACUUGGAAGCACUUCAAGCGUUCCUUAAGGAGAAAGUUGGCGGGUUGAAGCUUAAGGCUAAACGUGAAGCGCCAAGCAAUGUUAUUGUGCUUAGUGACGCCAACUUCGAUAAGAUUGUUCAUGAUGAGAAGAAGGAUGUCUUGGUUGAGUUCUAUGCGCCAUGGUGCGGUCACUGCAAAAACCUUGCUCCGAUAUACGAGAAGCUUGCUAAGAACUUCGCCUCCGAGACUAACGUUGUGGUUGCUAAACUUGACGCCGACUCUCCUGGUGGGAAGGCCUCUGCUGAGAAGUAUGGCAUCACCGGGUUCCCUACUCUAAAGUGGUUCCCUAAGGGGUCUUCUGCCAAGGAACCCAUACUCUAUGAGUCUGCAAGGUCCGAGGAGGCAUUGACCCAGUUCAUCAACAAGCAUGCCGGUACCCACCGUGUUGUUGGUGGAGGUGUUGAUGAUGCGGCAGGAAGAAUUGCUUCCUUGGACACCAUUGUCCAGAAACUUAUUUCGGGGGAGAAAGAUGCCGAGAAGGAGUUGGCAAAGGCUGCCGAGGAGAAUGCAGAUUAUCCCAAGAAGGAGAUCAAGAGGUUGGAGGGAAUUGCCGCCAAGGGUGGUUUGGCCCCAGAGAAGUUGGAUGACAUCCUAAGCCGUAAGAACAUCCUCACACAGUUUCUCUCCAAGGAGAAUGAAGGGGAGAGGGAAGAAGUCAAAGAAGAGCUGUGAAUUAAUGAUGUCUCGAUUUCAGUUUAUCUAAGGUUGGCUCUACGCCUUAUUUUUCCUGG